AUGAUACUCAGAGUUGAAAAGGUAGCUCGAUUGAUAGCUAUAUUGAUUGUGAUAGCUUUAUUAUAUUUUUCAAUUAUAUUCUAUUAUCCUGAUGAAUCAUCAACUGAAAAUGAUAUAGAUUAUUCAAUGAUAGAAACUCAAUCAAAUGACACUAUUAUUCAUACAGCUGUUGUAUUAUCAUUGGCUAAAGAUGCAGCUCACAUUGCUGAAUUUCAUUUACUUUAUGAUUCAUGGCGUUUUAUUCAGAAUUUUUCACCUUUAUCUCAACAAGUUCUUAUUGAUUUAAUUGUAUUUUGUGAACAACCAAGUUGUUUUCAAUUACCAUCAUCUUGUUUACCUCUUUCUUAUAAUAAACAAUUUCAAACAAUUCCAACAUGUUUCUAUGAAGAAUUAUCGAUUAAAAUAGUUGAAGAAUGGAAUGAUUAUCUCUAUAUGACAUCAAUUGCUUUUCUAUUAACAAAAGAAUAUAAACAAACAAUUUUAAAAUAUCAUUGGAUAUUACGAGUUGAUCAAGAUGCUAUUUUAAGUCCAGGUUUACUCUUUGGUCUCUUAAAAAAACAUCCAGUUAAAUUAUACAAUAAACAAUUUGGAGCAAUAGGUCAUGGUACUAAUUUUACAAAAGAACGAUUAAUAAAUAUUGCAAGAAAAUUAGGAUACAAACAUGGUGGUAUAUAUAAUCUGUGUUCCACAUGGUUGGUUCAUCCAAAAGAUUCAAUUGCUAUAGCUAAUUUAACAAUCAAAAUCGGAAGACAUCUUCUACAAAACGAAUUUGGAUCAAAUGUUCCAGGUCUUGAGAAAUUACCUGCUAAUGGUGAAUGGCCAUUCUGGUGGCGUGGUGUAACAUCAUUAUAUGCUGCUGAAAUAGCAAUAAAUCAUUUGUAUUUUCCAAGUCUUGGUCAUCAACAUGAAUCAACUGCAUUAGAUCAUCGAGGUUAUUCUACUGCAUCAUUAUGGAAUGCUUGGCAUAUACAUUGUUUACAUGAUCCAAAUGAAUUUUCAAAAUUUAAACAUCGUGAUCGAUUAAGAGAAUUUUUAAAGCUGGAACAAAGGAUACGAAUUAAUAAAAUGUCAAACAAUAAUUUUACGCAGAAUGUUUUAAAACAAAUUAUUCAUGAAUUUCGUCUUAUUCAAAAAAAUAAUGGUAAAAUUUCUGGAAAAGUAACCGUUCGAGAUUAUAUCACAGCAUUAGCAUGGCAAAAGGCGUAUGCAGCAACAGGUGCUAUUAAUUUAGGUUAA
Messenger RNA from Adineta steineri, 1236 nucleotides. The record is from the annotation of a GenBank genome assembly. Lineage: Eukaryota; Metazoa; Rotifera; Eurotatoria; Adinetida; Adinetidae.